Mauremys reevesii (Reeves's turtle) is the source of this 5047-nucleotide messenger RNA. RefSeq names its product CD244 molecule (gene CD244). Bases 1599 to 2735 code for a protein of 378 amino acids. Gene Ontology annotation, biological process: natural killer cell activation involved in immune response. The transcript has 14 exons. Gene Ontology annotation, cellular component: external side of plasma membrane. The record is from RefSeq and is a predicted model, not a curated record. NCBI's taxonomy places the organism in Eukaryota, Metazoa, Chordata, Testudines, Geoemydidae. Gene Ontology annotation, molecular function: MHC class I protein binding.
GAGCGGGCGGCCGUCAGUCCAUAUAACGGACCAAACAGAGCCGGAGCGGGUUAGACGGCAGAGUCUGGCUGAGUGGCCGAUCCCUGAUGGUGCCGAGGGGCUGCAGAGAAAUGACCCGCCCCACAGCUCUGCAACUUCCCCCACGAGACGCUCUUUCCUUUGUGAUGGGGAAACCGAGGCACAGAGUGGUGUAAUGACCUGCCCACGGUCACCCAGAAAUCCAGUGGAGCAGCCAAGAAGAGAAGCACGUCUCCUGGGUGCCAGCCUGGUGCUCCCUCCAGGGACAGGAACUCAGUGACUGUGUGGCCUGAAGCCAAGGCGCAGAUGAGUGGAGUGGAAGGUGAGUAUAACAGACAAUAUCCCCCUUCUCAGGGGUGCUCAGGUCAAACAGCCCCUCACUGAGGUAACUGCCGGCCUAGGAUGGAUUCUCCGGCGCCAAAACCCUCAGGGGAGCCCUGUAGAACCCCCGGGUCAGUCCGGUCCAAACUGGUCCUUGUUCACCACUGACCGUUAAAAAGGGCGGGAAACACUCCAACUGCCCUUCUAGUCACAUGACCCAAUCCUCCAUGUUGGGUCACGUAGUGAGGCGGCUGCCCCACUCCUGGAGAAGGGGUUAAAACCGGCCAAGCUGGGCUGAUUGGGGAAGCUGUGGCCAGCUCAUUAGGGCCCAGCUGGCCCUGAUAAGAGGGCUGGGGGCCAGGAGCAGGAGCUUUGCUCUAGCCCUGCAGGGAGAAGGACAAGCUGCCUGAGAGGAGGGGACCUGAACUGGGCACUGCUGAGAAACAGGGCAAGGAAGCUGGGGAGCUCCAGAAUGGUAAACCCCCAGGCUGCAGGCCUUGGUGAGGGCCUACAGAGGUACUCGGGCUGCAGAGAUGCAGCCUGGGAAUAGGCAAAGGCAGCAGAUCCUACCCCCUUGCCAGUGAUGCGUGGCCAUUGCAGACUGCAGUCUGCCCCAGGGAGCGGGGGCUAGAUGAUGACUGGCAGUAGCCAUUGAGGCGAGGUGGGUGUAGAGGGUAGGGGGUGCCCCUGGGACUGGAGACCCAGAGUGUGGGGGUGCUGCGGGGUAGAACCCUGAGGUAAAGGGUACCGGGGUCGGGGAGCGACACAGGGCCAGCGGCAGGCGAGACCCCCGCCGGCAGAGGGUGCCCCGAAGGCUGGAAAGAGCUAAUGCCCAAGACGACCAGCAGGAGGCGCCGCGCCGAUGAACUUUCACGUGUAGACAAUCCUAAAAAAGACUGAAAUCCUCAACGCUCACCAAACGCAGAGACACAGAACUUUGUAACGUCAUCAUGGCCUGAUCCACUGUCAACGUAGAGGAAAUAGAAGCUGCUGAAUGACUCCUUAAAAGGACUAAUCAGCAGUGAGAGAUCCUCUGGGUGAAAGCGACUCUGCUGGUGAAGCGAGAGUUUGGCUCACGGCGGAGAAACCACACGGAGCAGAGGAAGUUGUUGACUGACCGUCUCGAAGGAGUCUCUUUUCGCUGUCAGAAAUUCGCCUCCACUAUCAUCUCGGGCUGUCAAGAGCAGGGAGGGCGACAUGAAAUAUUCCAGCUUUUAACAGCGACCGGUGCAGCUGAUUCUCUCUUCUGGAACCAGAUCAUGAGGAUCUCCUUGUGCCUGCUGCUUUUCUCUGUGGUCCAUGGUGGAGGUUGUAAAGAAAUGGAAGUGGCUGCAAUUGCAGGGGAAUCCGUCCAGUUACAGCCAGUGAAAUUGCCGGAGCCUUGGGCAGAAAUGACCUGGGAUGUCACACUAGACUCAGCACAGACGUAUGGGAUUGUAACAUUUAAUAAAGGGGAACCCCCUGACCUUGGGUCAUCCCCACAUUUUAUCAGCAGAGUCACUUUCCACCCUGAGAAUCUCUCACUGCAGAUUGAGCCCGUUAACAAGUCAGACAGUGGCCUCUAUACCUUGAGAAUUGACAUUGGAGGAGGCCGUGAAGACAUCACAAAGUUCCGUGUCUCUGUGUUUGACCGAGUGCGGCAGCCAAACCUCAUGGUGCUCUCUGCCCACCCGGAGCUCGGCCAGUGCAACGCUACCCUGUCCUGCUCCGUGCCUGGCGCUGACAGAGUCACCUACAGCUGGUCCCGAGGCACGUCCUGGAUCCCGUCUGAGAGGGACCAUCAGCUCCCUGGGAACCAAUCCCUGCUGCACCUAGUGAUUAAUGCAAACAGCAGUGACGUCUUCUACCGAUGUAACGCUAGUAACCAAGUCAGCUGGGACGCAGACACCAUAGAUGUCAAAUCAUCGUGUGACUCCCCAGCCACAGCCCUAACUCCUGGAAUCAAACAACAAGCUUUCUCUCUUACAGACUUUUUUCAGAAAGUCCCACUGUGGGCAAUUGUUGCUGCAGGGCUGGGGCUGCUGCUUCUGCUCAUGGCGCUUGCCCUCAUCUUCCUCUGCAAACAUCGGAAGAAGCAACGCUCCUGCAAAGACAGUGACCCGCCCCUCACCAUCUACGAGGAAGUGGAGGACGCCUGCCCCAGAAGAAACGCUAAUGGAAAUGCCGAGAGCAGAAUUGUAGGAAACACCAUCUACGCUGAGAUCAACUCCAACCCGCAAGUAGCAGACUUCACGGUGUACGCGGCUGUCCAGAGGCCUCCUUCUGUCAAGAGGAAGAAAAUCAACCCGUCCUUCAUCUCUACCAUCUACUCAGAGGUUCAAGAAGCCCCUUCCAGACCCAGGCGUCCUCAAAUGCCGCGCCCAUCUUCACCUAAUCCUGUGCAUCUGUAUUCCUAGCUUCCACAGCUCCUCGCUGCACGACACCACCCUCCUUCCUUUAAAGGCCUUUUCCCCGUGGAGGGAGCUCCUUGCGGAUGGACAGACCUCCACCUGUGCAGAUAAGCACAGCUUUGAUCUGAGCUGCUUGGAUGUACAAGACUUGGGGUUCUUCCUUCUCGCGCUCAGAGUGGAAAUAUCACAAUAACAGGAUCUUCAUUCAUAUUGUGCAGUCCCAAGCCAAACAAUGAAGGCUCAUUGAAAACAAAUACACAGAAGCAGCAGAGAAUAGACACUUGAACUUUUCUUUCAUUGGGAAAGGUCGUUUGAGAAGGUUUGAUGUGGAAAGAUGGUUGGUUUGGGGGUAUUUUUUUGUUAAUUUCAAUUGAGUCAACACUCCUUUGCAGUUUGCACGCAGGGAUGUGUAUAGAUUUAAUCGCAUUAGCAAUGGGUAUUGUGGGUUAAUUAGCUUAAUCGUUUAUUUAUGGCUUUAAAAUAUAGCUAAGCAGGACAGAUGUAGAGUGUAACUUACCCUCAUGCUAGUGUAAAUCAGGAGUAACUGCACUGAAGUCAGCUAGGGCAGAUACUCUGCUGGUGUAAAUCAACUGUUACCCUGGUUUUACACAGCUGUAACUUGUAAGUGGGAGGAAAUUCAGCCCCUACUCUUCAGGGAGGCAGGGAAUGGCACUGGAAUUUGAGGUUAAAAGUUUUGGUGACUGAGUUGCGUAAGAGCUGAGACACAGGUCUCGCAUCCCCCCAGGUAAGGAAGAAGAUGACUAUUAACAAUUGUUUUAUUUUACACAAGACUAAUACAAGUAAAUACCAUCAGGUGCAAUUUAGGCAGAAAUUGUUUUGUUUUUAAAAAAAGGCGUUCUACAAAACCAAAGAUCAACAGAAACAUAUCAAGAUUGUUUUGAAAAAAAAUCUAUUUGAAAUAUUUUUUUUUUACAAAAACCCUAGAUCUUACACUGCAAUAGUUUGAGCUCAGUGUUCUGUUAGUGAGCAAGAGUCAAACCGACUAGAAACAAAGGUGAAACUGCCCUGGCAGGUUUGCCCCGGAUGAGAGAAAUGCAAACCAGCAGAAUAGAGAGAAUCGAGAGGAAGUUUUGAACCUUCCCAUGACUUGCAUCAACGUGGUGGAAAAGGCAAGGAAACUUGUGUUUAAAAGUAGCGCACGAGGUGGGAAGGAUAGUCCAGUGGGUAGGGCACUGCCACAGCUUCCAGUGUGACCUUUGUGCAAGUCCUUUAGUCUCUCUCUCUCUGCCUGCUCCCAUUUCCCACAUAUACAAUGGGGAUAACAGCACUGCCUUGCCUGCCAGGUAGGGUGACCAGAUGUCCCAAUUUUAUAGGGAUAGUCCCAAUUUUGGGGUCUUUUUCUUAUAUAGGCUCCUAUAACACCCCCCCCCCCACACACACACACACCCCAUCCAGAUUUUUCACACUUGCCGGGGAGGUGUGAGGCUAUAGCAAAAAUUGUGAGGUGCCCAGAUACUGUGAUUGGGGAGGGAGGGGUCAUGUAAGCGCCUAAGAUAAAAGCUAAGCUCAGUUGGUGAGGGGGCAUCCCACAGGGAGAGUCUGACACCAGUGACUGUGAACCAUAUUUAUUGGCUUCCAGGAUGUCCUGUGGGCAAAGGAUGAGGGUGGGCUCAGGUCUCUGGGUUUCAUUUCUGCUCUGCCCCAGAUUCUGUGUGACCUUGGCUAAGCCUGCCUGUGCCUCGGUUCCCUGUAGAUGAGAAGUUAGGGUUUCCUUAACUCACAGGGGGCAAUGCAAUGGACUGUGAGAUGCUCCGAGUCCUGUGCAAGGAGCCAUAUGAACACAUAGCAGAGAGGUGUUCAGAGCAUCACCUUUGAAGCCCCAGAGGGCCUUAGACCCAACUACCUCCCCUCCCCCUUCCCCAUGACACUGUCACAGGAAGCACUUGAGUUUGGUUUUACAGAGCUGGGGAGGCUAAUGGAAUUGCUGUUCCCAGAGGGGUCAAUGGAUGUUUAGAAUCUGGCUGCUCUACCUACUCUGAAGUCAGCUGCUGAUCUCCAGAAUACGUGGGCUUUGCAGCAUGCCUGGGCAGGGGCGUGGGGUGGGCCAAGGAGUGAUGGGCUCGGGGUUUCCAUGGGGAUGUUUUUGUUUAUGUAUGUCUUUGAAGGCUCCAUUUUUUGCGCUGGGUGGGAUUUGGCUGCUGUCAGUGCCGUAGGUCGUGUUCUUAGGCAGAGGUCAGAGGCAGAAAUGAGAGCCGGGGGCGCUCGCUUUGCAAACCUCCCCCACAUAACCGUUUGCCAGAGCAGGGACUGGCACCGUGUUUGUGUUUUACAAUAAAUAUCCUACAAUGUGAUGGACA